This is a messenger RNA of Syngnathus typhle (broad-nosed pipefish), 2921 nucleotides long. RefSeq names its product centrosomal protein of 83 kDa-like. The transcript is spliced from 15 exons. Gene Ontology annotation, cellular component: centrosome. The coding region runs from base 1 to 2070 and encodes 689 amino acids. The record is from RefSeq and is a predicted model, not a curated record. Lineage: Eukaryota; Metazoa; Chordata; Actinopteri; Syngnathiformes; Syngnathidae.
AUGAGCUCCUCGGCCCUCCAGCAGUCUUUUCCGCUGGGGACGUCCGCAAUCAUGCCGGGAUUGUCUGCCGGGGCCGAGAUGGAGCUGCAGAAGAUGCUCAUGGACGAGAGGACCAAGUGUGAACUCCAUCGAGGCAACUAUGAGACACUUAAAACCGAACACACCAGCCUGCAGGAGGAGUUCAUCCAGGUACAAGAGGAGGUACGGCAUCUGCAGGCUCAACUCGAGAGGCUCCAGUUGCAGUUAGCUGAGCGCACAAGAGAAAUUCUGGAAAAAAAGAGGGAGACGGAGGAGCUCAGACUGCAGGUGAUGACUCCUCAGCGUCUGGAGUUGCUCAGAGCUCAGGUGCAACAGGAGAUGGAGGGUCCAGUCAGAGAACGCUUCGGCAGAUUGGAAGAGGAGGCAGAGAAGUACAGGUCAGAGUUCAACAAGCUGCGUUAUGGCUACACUGUGCUCAAUGCACAGUUUGAACACCAAAAGGAAGAACACGCUCGUGUCGUGGAGGAGCAAAAGCUGCGCUAUGAGGCCGAGAUUGCCCACCUGGACAAAGACAAGGAGAACCUAAUAGCCCAGUACCAGAAUGCCGACUCUCAUCACGAUAGGAGACAAGUGGAGGUUCUGCUGAGGGAGAAAACCCAGCUCACCUUGCGCUCGAAGGCUCUGCAGGCAGAGGUGGCCGAGCUGCAAGCUCAGAAGGACCACUCGGAGCAGCAGGCGGAGAACGUUCAGCGGGUUCAGAACCGGCAACUGGCGGAGUCUCAGGCUGCUCUGAAAUCUCUGGAGGCGGAGCGUCAAUCUUUACGCUCGCGAUUGGAGCGGAUGGAGAGCGAACUCCGGCUGAGCCACGAACAGAACAGUCAGCUCACUGGACAACUGCACAAAGCCGAGAAGCAAGUCGACGCUCUGAGCGGACAGAUCGAAAGCCUGACGCAUUCCCACAAAAUGGAGGUGGCCAGCGUCAAACUGGAAUGUGCCCGCUCAAAAUGCGAACUGGAAAGAGAGAGAGAUGCCCUGAAAGGUCAACUGGAAGGCCUGCAGACAGACGUGGAAGUGCUUAAGCACGCCGUGGAGAGACACAAGGAGAUGAUUGUGGAAAAAGAGAGGGAGGUGGCCAGGAAGGUGCAGUCGGCUCGUGACGAGGAAAUCUACAAAUCAGCUGUCUUACAGGAGGAAAGGAUGGAGUUGGAGCACCGCCUGGCUGAGUUGGAACAGCAGAGGGCGCUGCAGGACACCAAAGAGCAAGCCCAGAAAGAAGAGUGGGAGGAGCAACUCCGCAUGGCCCAAAGAGGAGAAGAAUCUGUUCGCAAAGAACUGCAGACCCUGAGAACUAGACUAAAGCAGCAAAGCAUCCAGCUUGAGGAGUUGGAGAGACAGACGGUCGCGGCGUCAAAUUUGAAGCAGAAAAACGAGGAGCUGUGUGCAGAGCUGGGCACGUUGUCGCGCUCCGAAGCCGAGUUGAUGGAAGCAAAUCUGCGCCUGAAAGCCAAAGUGGACGGAGUGAGGGAGGAACUGAGGACUGCCCGAACCCAAGCUGAGAGGAGCCAACAUGAGGCAGAGCGGCGGGUGGAAGAGAAUCGAAUCGAGUGGCUGGAGGAGAAACACAAGCUGCAAGAGAGAAAGGUCAAGCUGGAUGAGAAAUACUCGCAGCUCAAAGACAAAAUGAAGAGGGCCGCAGUGGCCCAAAAGAAGAGAAGAACCCAGACGGAGAACAAAGAGAAGAGCUUGCAGCAUAAGAUCCAACUGUUGAAGGCUCAAAUGGAGGAGCUGAAACUGGAAGCUGCAGCAGCCAACAAACGUCCACUUCACUCCGAGGAGCACGCUCAGCUCCGCAGAAGAAUGCGAGAGCUCCAACGGAAACACAACGAGUUCCGUCGCCUCCUGCUGGCCGACCAGGGCUCAGCCUUCAGUUUCGGACCCGCCGUCCUCACCUCUACGCAGAACCCAUUCGGCGUCACGGACGCGGGAUCAAACGUACCGGAAGAGGAGGAGAUGGUCCAACUGCGUGAGAGGCUGGAUGAGCUGGAAAAAGCGCAGCAGCGGCAACUUGAAGAACUUAAUGGGUGUGGGUGAACAGCAACAAAACAAUGUACAGCAACAAAACAAUGUAAUGUAACAAAAAAAAAAAUGUCUUUUAACUUUUCUAUUUUUUAUAUUCACUGUUUACAUUCUAUGAACUUGAAUUUUGUCGUCGCUGUUAAAUGAAAUCUGUCAUUUUGAGAUCAUUUGAAUCAUUGGCGAGUACAGUGAUCCCUCGCUACUUUGCGUUUCGUUUAUCGUGGCUUCACUACAUCGCAGAUUUUUUUUCCAAAUUAAAAAAACAUUUAAAAGUCAAAAUAAAACUUCUAAAUUGAGGAAACGUGCCCAAACUUUAGGACAAUGUAGUAUUGCUCCAAAUGUUCGUUUAAGUUCCUUUAGAAGUCCGUUUUGGCGAAUUAGCGUCUUUCUGCUAACUCGUUAGCCUGCCCAGUACUUCUUGUUGGUGACCGUACUUUGCGGAUUUCAAAAUCAAAGUCUGCUUUAUUGUCAAUCUCUUCACACGCCAAGACACACAAAGAAAUCGAACGUUUCCACCAUCCCACGGUGACGAGACAUAGUACACGAUAUACAGACAAGUAAACAACACAAAAUAAAAACAAGGACAAACAAUGAAUAAUAAGAGUGAUGAAUAAACAAAUAACACAAUAAAUAAGAGGGUGGUUUUUGGAAGCAAUUAUCCGCAAUAAAUGAGGGAUUACUGUAAUCUUAUGUCAUGACAUACAGAAAUAUUGGCCUAUUUUUACAGCACUUGUCUUUUACUUAUUUCUGGUGUCUCCUUUUAAAAGUCCUGAGGUUUAAGAUGUUCAGAGAAAUGUCUUAGGCAUAAAGUAUUAUGCAGACCUGGUCUGCCUUGAUGAUCACAAAUAAAGUAAUUAAAAAAAACA